GUGGACAGUCGGCUUUUAGACUCGGCAAGUUAUAACUUCAGUACAGCGGAUGUGAGCAGAAUACUUGAGCUGUUAGCUUAAAUGGCAGAUUACGCUACAGACAGCGCUUCGUCUGUAAUAGCGCCGUUAUGCAAGUUUGCUGGUUUUAUUUUUGGACUGACAGCCGCUAGUUGUGUAGUUUUCGUGACCGUAACUCCUUGUUGGUACGUCAUCUAUGCCGAAGCAUCGAUCUCGCCAUACGAGAAUUGUUAUGGUCUUUGGAAAUUUUGCAGCUCUACCGGUUUGUGUGGAAAAUGGCUUUCCGGUUCCCUUCUCGGCUCGCAUGGAGCGCAGCGGACAGUAUGCAGAGGUCUCAUGAUAACUGCUUGUCUACUAAGUGGGUUUGCUUUGAUUCUUAACGUUAUGGGAAUGCGAUGCAUCCUGCUUUUUCGUCUUUUACCACGGACAAAAGAAAAGUUAACUCGACGUGCGGCUGUUGUAUGGAUAGUAGCAGGUACCUUCGUAUUAAUAUCAAGCACCUGGUAUGGUCUGGAAGUAAUGUAUUCAGUAUGGGAUGAAGGUAAAGCUUCCGAACUUUCAGACGGUAUAUUUGUGGGUUGGGGAGCAACUGCGUUUGCUUAUGCAGCUGCCGGGCUAUUGUGGAUAGGUGCAACUGUAUCGAGAAGUGAAAGGAAAGAAGCAGAAAAACGACGAGAUUCGAUUUUAUCAACAGUAGCCGCGGCGUACGCUGCUAGUCGCAGUGGUUCAGGGGCAAGCACGACUUGUUGCUGCUACUUGGCGCCUCGGCUGCUCGGCUGCGGCCACGAGUGCGGGCACCAUAGCAACACAGGGGACGACAAGAUACGAACUCUGGAACCCAUCACUGAAUGUCAGGUGACAUCGCACGCAAGGACAACAUACAUGUAAUUUAGAGAAUUCGAGAAAAUUAUUAGGAGGCAAGAUUCGUAACCGCUGUUUAAAAGCUCUAAUAAAACAGUUCAACAAAGCA
Messenger RNA from Ciona intestinalis (vase tunicate), 988 nucleotides. NCBI's taxonomy places the organism in Eukaryota, Metazoa, Chordata, Ascidiacea, Phlebobranchia, Cionidae. The record is from RefSeq and is a predicted model, not a curated record.